AUGAGAUUCAUCAUUUUAGGAUUAGUUUGUUUUGCAGUCCUGGCUGCUACCGCAGACCAAGAUCUACGUCAAACCUUUAAGGAUUGGAAAGUAACUUUCAACAAGAAUUACGGAGGUGGACUCAGAAAUGAACUGGCCCGAUUCCGUCAGUUCAAGAAGUCUGCUCAGACUAUCGAAUACAUAAACUCUAUCCAGAGUGAUUGGGUGGCUGGGUUCACACUGUUUGCAGAUAUGACUGAUGAGGAGAAGGCUGCCUUCACCGGGCUGAAGUUGAACGACACCGCAUCAGAGCCGAGCGUAGAAUACGGUCAGAAUCCACUGGACCCCACCGAUCCCGAAAAGCAAUAUUGGGACAUGGGUCCUGUCAAGAAUCAAUGGAAGGAUAAUCCCUACAAAGGUAAUGACCGCGAAUGCACAGAGUUGAAGACCCCUCACUCCAAUGGUCUGCGCAGAGCCAAGCCCUACGCUCACCUUGCCCGGUAUGGGACAAGGAAUGAUGCAGGGUUACAACACGCUCUAGCUACAGAGGGACCCGUAGUGGUGUACAUAUACAGCUCCUGGGCUCUUCCUUUCUAUACUACCGGCACCUACAGAGGGACAGGGUGUGGGACAAACCCCCAAUACAACCACGCAGUGGUGGCAGCUGGAUAUGAGAAAGAUUACUGGUACGUGAAGAACAGUUGGGGGAGUCUGUGGGGUUACAGUGGUUACGUCUACUUCUCCAGAGGUUGGGAGAACCUCUGUUCCAUCUCUAGUUCCAGAAAAACUAUCGAGUGGAGGGCUAACAAUGAAUGGAAGAUUUGUACAGACACCCAUCCCUCGGAGCGGACACCAUGUGACUCCAGUGCCAACCUGAACCAGGAGGUCUGUCAGGCUAGAGGCUGCUGUUAUGAUUCCAACUACGCGGGAACUGCCGCUCAGUGCUUCAUCAAGGGCAAGGUAACUAUUUACGACGAUGAAGGGAAGAGGCGAGUUUUGUACGCCUCAGCUGAAGAGUUUAGUCAGUUCGAAUUCAGCUACUACGGAAAAGCGGCUCAGGUGGAAAUAGGAUCCUGGAAACUGUUCGUCGAAGAUGAUUACUAUGGGGACUAUAAGAUAAUCAAACCAGAAGAUGGUAAAGUUACUUUCGACUUCCAAUCUGUACAAAUAUUAAAUUAG
Molecule: messenger RNA, 1158 nt
Organism: Bolinopsis microptera
Lineage: Eukaryota; Metazoa; Ctenophora; Tentaculata; Lobata; Bolinopsidae
Exons: 2
Coding region: 1-1158 (385 amino acids)
Cellular component (GO): lysosome
Molecular function (GO): cysteine-type endopeptidase activity
Source: RefSeq, a predicted model, not a curated record